CCAAAGUCAAACAUUACCUUCAAGCAGAAACCACUAACUGGUAACUAACGAUGGCUUCAUACGCAUCCGGAUUCGCACCUCGUGUGUUGCGAUCAACCAUCCGCGCCCCAUUGAGCCAUCAAUUCCAGUCAACAUUCCAACUGCAGCGAGCUGCCAUCUCACGCAGGUUCCUGACCACUCCUGUAGAGCAACCUCGACUACGUCUUGGAUCAGUCGCACCCAACUUCAAGGCGCAGACUACUCAUGGCGAUAUCGACUUCCACCAGUUCAUUGGCAGCUCGUGGUGCGUUCUCUUCUCGCACCCGGCGGACUUCACCCCCGUUUGCACGACGGAACUUGGUGCUUUUGCGAAGUUGAAGGAUGAGUUCGAGAGCCGAGGAGUCAAGAUGAUCGGUCUUUCCGCCAACGAUCUAUCAUCCCACGCAGGAUGGAUCAAAGACAUCAACGAGGUCUCCAAGACCGACCUGCAAUUCCCGAUCAUCGCGGACGCGGACCGCAAAGUCGCGUUUCUGUACGACAUGGUCGACCAGCAGGAUCUGGACAACAUCGACGAGAAGGGCAUCGCGUUCACGAUCCGCUCGGUGUUCGUCAUUGAUCCGCAGAAGAAGAUCCGCCUGACGAUGAUGUACCCGGCGUCAACGGGACGGAAUUCUGCGGAGGUUCUGCGGGUGAUUGACUCGCUACAGACGGGGGAUACGAAGGGUGUGACUACGCCGAUUGACUGGCAGACUGGAGACGAUGUUAUUGUCCCGCCUACGGUCUCAACGGAGGAUGCGAAGAAGAAAUUCGGCAAAGUGAGGGAGGUCAAGCCGUAUCUUCGAUUCACUACAAUCUAGAUUCGUUCGAGACCGCUUGUUCGUUCUUAGACAUGCAUGAAUACAACAGAAGAGCUUAUAGGAAUAAAUAGAUUGCUCAGACACUAAGCCGAUAAAAUACCGUAGAUCCAUCUGUCCUUCAAAACCGCUUAAAUAUGCUAGUGUCUUGGAGUUGCGAAAUUCCUAGUUCCAUUUCAAUAUAACUAGACAUAGAGUACGCAGUACAUUCGACGUUCAGAUAUAAGC
Eremomyces bilateralis CBS 781.70 is the source of this 1061-nucleotide messenger RNA. Its product is annotated as mitochondrial peroxiredoxin-like protein Prx1. Gene Ontology annotation, molecular function: thioredoxin peroxidase activity. NCBI's taxonomy places the organism in Eukaryota, Fungi, Ascomycota, Dothideomycetes, Eremomycetales, Eremomycetaceae. The record is from RefSeq and is a predicted model, not a curated record. The coding region runs from base 51 to 836 and encodes 261 amino acids. Gene Ontology annotation, cellular component: cytosol; mitochondrion. Gene Ontology annotation, biological process: cellular oxidant detoxification; cellular response to oxidative stress; cell redox homeostasis. The transcript is spliced from 4 exons.